This is a messenger RNA of Populus trichocarpa (black cottonwood), 1431 nucleotides long. RefSeq names its product branched-chain-amino-acid aminotransferase 2, chloroplastic. Bases 152 to 1318 code for a protein of 388 amino acids. Gene Ontology annotation, molecular function: branched-chain-amino-acid:2-oxoglutarate transaminase activity. Gene Ontology annotation, biological process: branched-chain amino acid metabolic process. The transcript has 10 exons. The record is from RefSeq and is a predicted model, not a curated record. Lineage: Eukaryota; Viridiplantae; Streptophyta; Magnoliopsida; Malpighiales; Salicaceae.
CGCUUUUUCUCGCCCUUAACAUUCCUCUCCAUUAACUUGAAUAUCUCUCUCCCUCUCCCUCUCCCUCUCCCUGCUUUCCGUUUACAAAAAACCUCUGUUACUUUGUUGCCCAACUCUGAGUCAUCUCUGUAAUUCCGAGAGAACGGCAGGCAUGAUUCAAACGAAUUCUGGCUUACGCAGUUUGGUUCAAUCUUUACGACCCAUCACUUCCUCUUUAUCCGAGAUUGCAGCUUAUAGUUGCUACACAUCACAAGCAGCAUCUGCUCUUCAACAAGUUAGCAGACCAGAUUCAUACAGCGAGGAUGAGUAUGCUAAAGUGGACUGGGAUAAUCUCAGAUUUGGCAUCACACCAGCUGAUUACAUGUACACAAUGAAAUGUUCCAGUGAUGGGAAGUUUGAACAAGGGCAGCUUGCUCCAUACGGAAAUGUUGAAUUGAGCCCUUCAGCAGCAGUCUUGAAUUACGGGCAGGGACUUUAUGAAGGCACAAAAGCAUAUAGAACAGAAGAUGGGCGCCUGCUUCUCUUUCGUCUGGAUCAAAAUGCCACGCGGAUGAAGAUGGGCGCUGACAGAUUGUGCAUGGCUUGCCCCUCCAUUUAUCAAAUUAUUGACGCGGUCAAACAAACUGCUCUCGCUAACAAGCGCUGGACUCCACCUCGAGGGAAAGGGACUUUGUAUAUCAGGCCUUUGCUAAUGGGAAGUGGUCCUAUUCUGGGAUUAGCACCAGCACCUGAAUACACAUUCCUCAUAUAUGCUUCUCCUGUCGGCAAUUAUUUCAAGGAGGGUUUGAAACCCUUGAACCUAUAUGUUGAGGAUGAGUUUCAUCGGGCUACUCGAGGAGGAGCUGGAGGCGUUAAAUCCAUCACAAAUUAUGCACCAGUUUUAAAAGCAAUGGCCAGAGCAAAAAGCAGAGGAUUUUCUGAUGUUUUGUACCUCGACUCGGCCAAUAAGAAAAAUCUGGAAGAAGUCUCUUCUUGCAACAUUUUCCUUGUGAAGGGCAAUAUAAUUUCUAGUCCUGCUACAAGUGGGACUAUUCUUCCAGGGGUCACUCGAAGAAGCAUCAUUGAAAUUGCUCUCGAUCAUGGCUAUCAGGUCGAGGAACGUGCAAUUCCAUUGGACGAAUUGAUGGAUGCCGAUGAAGUUUUUUGCACGGGAACUGCAGUAGGUGUUGCCCCUGUGGGCACGAUUACAUAUCAGGAUAGGAGAGUUGAGUACAACGUCGGAGAAGAGUCCGUGUCUCAGAAGCUUUACUCGAUUCUUGAAGGAAUUAAAACGGGAGUCAUCGAGGAUAAGAAAGGCUGGACUAUUGAGAUCCAGUGAUCACUCAUCAGAAACGUGCACUAGAUGCCUUCGUGUAUGCAUUGAAAUAAGAAUUACUGGUAUGAUUGUACAGAAUCUUCUUCUUGAGCCUCAACUUGUACUCCAUAUCUUUA